Colletotrichum graminicola M1.001 is the source of this 1257-nucleotide messenger RNA. RefSeq lists its product as uncharacterized. The transcript has 2 exons. Lineage: Eukaryota; Fungi; Ascomycota; Sordariomycetes; Glomerellales; Glomerellaceae. The record is from RefSeq and is a predicted model, not a curated record. Gene Ontology annotation, biological process: vesicle-mediated transport; mitotic spindle elongation. Gene Ontology annotation, cellular component: Golgi membrane. Bases 1 to 1257 code for a protein of 418 amino acids.
AUGCCGGCCGACUUUGAAUCCGCAGCGCGGGCGCUGUCCCUCUCCCCGAAUCCUCCCUCCUCCCCCUCCGAAACCUAUGCCGACGUCCGCCCGCCAUGGAUCCGCAACAUCGGCGGCAUCUCAACCACCACAAUCACCUCUGGCCGCCGCACGUCUUCCGCUCGCUUCGGCCGCCAAAGGUCGGCAUCGCGACAGGCAACAGCUGUGGAGAGUCUGAACCGCACCGUGCGCUACGCGAUCAGGACUGGCAACCGCCUCUGGGACAUGUACCUUAGCCUCAGCCCCGUUCAGCGCGUCGCCGUCGCCGCCUUCCUUCUGGUCGUCAACGUUCUCGGUAUCUUGAUGCUUAUCUACUCGCAUGCCAUCUUCAAGUGGCUCGGCCCGGUCGCGCAGAAGUGGCGUGCUCUGCCCGGCGGCUGGCUCAUCAUCUGGGCCUUUACGUUUUUGACGGCCUUCCCGCCCAUGAUCGGCUACAGCACUGCCAUCUCCAUCUCGGGCUUCGUAUACGGGUUCCCGCUGGGGUACCCCAUUGUUGCGACGGCCACAGUGGCGGGGAGCUUGACGGCGUUUUACACAAGUAGGGGCAUCUUUAGCGGAUACGUGCACCAGCUAGUGGGUCAGGACCACCGGUUCAUUGCAUUGGGGCAGGUGUUGAGGAAGGACGGACUGGGAAUGCUGACGGCGGUGCGCUUUUGCCCACUACCGUACAGCUUGUCAAAUGGGUUCCUGUCGACGAUCCCGUCCAUUAAGCCAUGGGCGUUUGCGGCCUCGACGGCUCUUGCUAGUCCUAAACUGCUCGUCCACGUCUUCAUUGGCAGCCGCCUUGCUCUCAUCGCCGAAAAGGGUGACGAGAUGACAACCGGUGGCAAGGCUAUCAACUACAUCUCCAUGAUCCUUGGCGGUACCGUUGGCCUGGUCGUCGGCUGGCUCAUCUAUCAGCGCACCAUGGCCCGCGCCGCCGAGCUGGCCCUUGAGGAGGCCGAGGCAAACGGUCUCGUGCCUGGUUCCGACGAUACCCCUGACUACUUGGACGUCGAGGCUGGCCUUGUUGACCCAGAGGACGUGGCGGCGCUCAUGGGUGACGACGACAUCUCGCUGUGGACGCGCGAGGCAGACGAAGAGAGCGGGUAUCGCGACGACGAUGACGAAAACGAAGAUGAUGUCAAUGGUAUCGGGAUGAAGAACCAAAAUGCGACUGCGGAACCGUUUCACGACGAGCACGGCGGGAAGGAGAAUGGGGUCAAGGGUUCUCAUUAG